Messenger RNA from Leptinotarsa decemlineata (Colorado potato beetle), 2251 nucleotides. RefSeq lists its product as uncharacterized. The record is from RefSeq and is a predicted model, not a curated record. Lineage: Eukaryota; Metazoa; Arthropoda; Insecta; Coleoptera; Chrysomelidae.
CGUCGCUGUCCCGAAUUCCCAUACACCCAUUGUACCCACCGUACCAUGUCAGGAAUACAGUGAUAAAACAAAGUUGGCGGAACCGGUGAUACGAACGAGCGCACAACAAACUACGAGCGCCUAGCAUGCCAUGAGAAAAAGCGAAAUGAAUUCGAAAAGUAUGAUUAGUAUGAAAACAAAGGUGCGCGAGGCGACAAACAAUGCCGUAGUACUAAAAUUGAGAAGUGUCGAACGAUAAUGGAAUAUGUGUUUUCGUUCGAUUUCGGCAGUGGGAUUGAAAACAGUUUUUGGAUUUUAGUGGUUUUGCCAGCUGUUGUACAAUGUGGACUUUUGAGUGCGUGGAUUUCAGUAAUCGCUACCCGGAGCCCUCGCGCUAUGGAACUGAGUGCCGCCCAACGUUGUUCCUAAAACCCCCGACGACCCGCUGACCUCGGCCAUGGGCACCGACGGCGAAAAGAGCAAACACAACCCCGACGGGGACAACCUCAAGUCGUUGCUGAAGAAGACGGGCAAGCGGGACGGCACCAAAAAGCCGAACCGCGUCGUCUUCAACGAAACGAAGAACGAAUUCUUCGACGCCGACUACAUCAUCCUCAUAAGGGAGGAAUGCGAGUUCGACGACGAGGACGACGACAGCGUAUGCACGUGCUACCAGCACGAGAUGGUGAGGCUGACGUGCUGCGAGCCGGACUGCGACUGCGCCGUCUUCGAGGAGGUCGUCGAGCACCAGCCGCAGAGCCCCAAGUUCGCGCCGCCCAUGGAGUUCGUCGACGCCGUCACGCUGAGCCCGCCCGAGGGGUACAAGGAUAUGGAGCUGGAGGAGCGUCAGGAGAUGAUGGCGUACAAGCAGAUGCGGAGGGCGCAGCAGCGGACGGCCGUCUGCAGGGAGUGCAGCGCCAGUCAGGAGCACGACGGAGAUAAAGGUGAUAGCUGUGAACCAAAUAGUGAUAAUAAUAAGCCAAAGAUAGAUUUAGAAGAUGAAGAAGACGAAAAAGAGAAAAUUGACCAGAGUCAACAAACUACUCCUACCUCUCCCAACAAUUCAGAUCUACAAAAAUCUGUUUAUUCAUAUUCACAGAAAACGGAUUCAACGUCAGACGACGACUCUUCCACUACGAGAACCGUCCGGUUCAUUGAGGAAGAGAAGAAAGACAGCUGCAAGACGUCCCCCGAAGCAGACUCGACUUUCCAAGUCGCUCGCAAAGAAGGAGAAGAAGUAGACGAACCGCCUAGCAGGAACGGAAGCCCUGCCUCCGAGGCUACGGAGAUGAUGCUGACGUUCAAACUGGGCAACCACGUGCUCAUCUCCAACAAUAGCUUGAAGCCGAACUCUGCCGUUAGGCAGUUGUUCCCUUGCACGAAGCCGCUGACGCAGAAAGAAGAAGAACAGCAGUAUCUGGUGACUGCGGAGUCACUAAGGGCGUUCGAAGAGGCAAAACGUUCGAAGCUGCCUCAGAUAAUCCAGAGCGCGGGAACUAACGACUCCAUCAAGCGGGUGAUCGAGAGGAACACUCUGAGGAGGUCGCUGGUGAGGUACGAACCGAAGAGCAGGAAGAAUAUUCAAAAGACUGAUAACUCACUGGUGGAGCGCAUUAAACAGCUGACGUGCGAUAUCGACGAAGGGAACCAAAAUUCGGACGAAUUGUCAGCGAGGGUUAGCCCCACAGGAGAGGAGGGAAGCAACGCGGUUGAUACUAGUCAGAUACCCAACAAAUGCAAGGAACGCAACUUCUCUCCAUCGUCAUCUUCCACAACUAGCUCGAACUCGUCCUCGAUGUCUUCCACCUACCGAAAAAUCACCGACCUCUUCGGUAAACGAGGGGACAAAUCUCUGGAACCCCUUACGCACAACGUUACCUACGAACCGAAAGCGGUCCAGACCCAAACGUUACCGGACCUGGGCGGUCCGUUUCACCAGGAAGUCGUGGAAAAGACGGUCCCGAAAGGCGUCAUUCCCAACAACGAGAGCAGGAAGCAGUUUUUGUCUACUCUAGCUCCUCUGACUGCUUGCGUGAGCAACGUCGGUCAUCCCGACGAUCACUAUUAUCGUCUGAGCAACCACGGUUCAGUUGGAAGUUCGACUGGGAGCGAGUAUACAUUGGAAGAUAUUGACGAGGCGUUAGCGAAUGAGGAGAAUAAGAAGAUCACCCCAGAUGUUCUCGCUGGUACCCCAGCGUCCGAGUCUGGAGAUGAGCUUGUGGUUUUUGUCCAGCAGGAUGCCAACAGAAUAGAGAGGAUCAAGAAAAAGUAA